GUCAGUGUUGAUUCGCAGUGGAGUGCAAAAGGUCGACUCGACGGUCUUCGCUUAUCAUCACCUGUUUCAUUAAUUCCUAAUACGUUAGACAGUGAUGAAUGUAUAUUAGUAAAAUGUAUAGACAAUUUGUGUUAUUGUUUUUAAUUUGUUUUACUUGUGGCCAGUGUUAUGAAGUACCGCCAGCGAAGUUGGAAGCGAUUUGGCCGAAAGGAUUAAGGGUUUCAGUGCCAGAUGAUGGCUAUUCUCUCUUCGCGUUUCACGGGAAGCUCAAUGAGGAAAUGGAAGGUCUGGAAGCAGGACACUGGUCCAGAGAUAUCACCAAAGCGAAGGGAGGCAGGUGGACUUUCAACGACAAGCAGGCCAGGCUGAAAAUUGGAGACAAAAUAUACUUUUGGACUUAUGUAUUAAAGAAUGGUCUAGGCUACAGGCAGGAUAAUGGGGAAUGGACGGUAACAGGAUAUGUUGACGACGCUGGAAAUCCUUACGAUUCCACAUCUCCAAUCGAUAGUGAAUCGCCGAGACCGCCAGUUCCAAUAGCGCCAACUUCCGCAGUAGUCACCAAUCCUCCAAUUUCUCAAAGCACCGAUUAUCCGUGUGAAAUAUCCGUAUCCAUGGUAUCCGUGCCCGGAUUUGUAUGCAAAGGGCAGCUUCUGUUUGAGGAUAACUUCAACAAGGCCAUCGAUAAAGGCAACAUUUGGACGACAGAGUACAUGUUUCCAAGUGAACCGGACUAUCCAUUCAAUGUGUAUUUGAAUGAUAACGUACAUGUAAGAGACGGCAAAUUGAUAAUAAAACCAAGUACACUCGAGUCUAAAUACGGGGAAGAUUAUGUGAGACAACAACUGGAUUUAACACAGAGAUGUACAGGUACAGUCGGUACGUCAGACUGUUCGCGUAUAGCAUCUGGCCCUAUAAUAUUGCCGCCCAUCAUCACUUCCAAGAUCAACACCAAAAAUAGGUUCAGCUUCAAAUAUGGCAGGGUCGAGGUCAGCGCCAGAAUGCCCAUUGGAGAUUGGAUCAUACCAGAAAUCUUGUUGGAGCCCCGUGACCGAGUCUACGGUAUACAUAGCUACGCAUCUGGGCUGAUGCGCAUUGCAUGCGUCAAGGGAAAUGUAGAGUACUCCAAAAUAUUAUACGGCGGUGCUAUACUGUGCGACUCUGAACCAUACAGGAACGCAAACUUGAGACAAAAAAUUGGAUUUGACCAUUGGAACAAAGAUUUUCACAAUUACACAUUAGAAUGGAGACCUGAUGGCAUAUCUCUUUUUGUUGAUGGAGAAAAGUACGGAGAAGUGACACCCUCAGCGGAUGGUUUUUACGAUGAAGCGAAGAAUAAUAACGUCCAAGCUGCAUCACAAUGGCUGAAGGGAACCUCCAUGGCUCCCCUCGAUGAUUAUUUCUACAUCUCUAUUGGACUGGACAUAGGUGGCGUCCACGAGUUCGCAGACGGUCCAACAAAACCCUGGCAGAAUGGAGCCACGAAAGCCAUGCUAAACUUUUGGAACAACCGCGACCAGUGGUUCCCAACCUGGUAUAAGGAUACCAGCUCUUUACAAGUUGAUUAUAUCAGAGUCUACGCUUUAUAGU
This is a messenger RNA of Achroia grisella, 1587 nucleotides long. It is a transcript of the gene BGRP1, whose product is annotated as beta-1,3-glucan-binding protein 1. Gene Ontology annotation, molecular function: carbohydrate binding; hydrolase activity, hydrolyzing O-glycosyl compounds. The record is from RefSeq and is a predicted model, not a curated record. The transcript is spliced from 9 exons. Bases 99 to 1586 code for a protein of 495 amino acids. Lineage: Eukaryota; Metazoa; Arthropoda; Insecta; Lepidoptera; Pyralidae. Gene Ontology annotation, biological process: carbohydrate metabolic process.